Molecule: messenger RNA, 1413 nt
Organism: Naegleria fowleri
Lineage: Eukaryota; Heterolobosea; Eutetramitea; Acrasida; Naegleriidae
Exons: 1
Coding region: 1-1413 (470 amino acids)
Molecular function (GO): protein binding
Source: RefSeq, a predicted model, not a curated record
AUGGGUUGGAAUUAUUUAUUUCAGGUUCUUGAUUUGUUUUAUAGUAUUUUAAGCUACUUGCCGCUCGAAAAUAUUGUACAUUCAUGUGAUUUAGUUUGCAAAGGAUGGCACCGAACGAUUUCGUUCGAUGAUAACGGAAUAUCACCAUGGCCAUCCUUUUACAAAUCCUUUUUUGUUUAUCUGACUAACAUCACGCCUACUUGUAAGGUUUUCCAAAGAGAAGAGUUACUCCGAAUUCUUGAUGCUAACCAAGAUGAAAAUUUAGAAAUAGAUGAAGAGCAUAUUUUUACCAUUCAAGAUUUUGAAUGUAGAAAUAAUAUGCGAAUGCAGUUAUUGUCACAAAUUAAGAAUGCAGUUGCAGCUCCUUUUGAUUUGAGAUCCAAGCAACAAGCAAUGCUGAUAGCGUCAAAUUAUAUUUUUUCACUAAGAUAUUGUAAUAUUGUGCGGGAGGGUGAACGUUAUUAUUCUGAGCCAAUAUGGGCUCACAGCAUGACAAACAUCCAUGUUACAAUUCCGCACUUUUUAUCUCAAAAAGGCGAUACUACCAUGGCUAAACGUAGUGCUUUUAUGUGGUGUGAAAUAUCCUGUUUGACUUGGUUUUUAAAUACCAUUUCUGAUAUUAUCAUCGAUUCUGUACUGUUGACAAAACGAAAAAACAAAAUAUGGACUUUAAUUCAUACGAGAGGGAGAAAUACCGAAAAAGUCAUUAAGCAUCCACAGAAAAAACAAGGAACCAAACAGAGUGUUGAUAUUCGUACGGAAUGGAGCUUUGUAAGCUCACGUGCAAAGACAGUAGAAUACUCCAAAGUUGUAAAACCUGCUGAAGACGAGGAGGAGGAGGAUGAAGAUGAAGAAUACAUAUCUACCGAUGUAUGGUCAAAUAUUAAGAAAAAGAAAGCGUUAAACAAACGAAAGCAAUAUGUAACAACCUAUGAAGGGAAACUGAAAGUCUUAUGGAUACCUGCCAAAAGUUUUCGAUCUGAACGUUUUUUAACAGAAUUUGACCAACACUCGCUGGAAGAAGCACCAAAAAAACUCACAAAAGAAAUGAAUGCUCUUGUUGUGGAUUGGAUAGUUAAAUUAGAGAAAUUACGUCUUUUGAAAGUUGACUUUAUUCUUCAUCAUGCUAUGAGAAUUUUAUACUUCUUGCAUACGGGGCAUGUAGAAGGUAAGAUCACUGAAGUUGCUUGUCUGCAAUUUCAAACCCCAAAUCAAGCGGAAAAGCUACUACAAAAACACCAGCUCAAAAAUGUUAAAGAGUGGAAGCAAUGUAUCAAACAACAAGUCACAGGUAGUGAAACUGUGCUCUAUUUUGCAUAUUUAUUCUCUCUUGAAGAUGCGAAAGCAAUUACUCUGUUGAAUUUGAGCAUUAAUGAUCAACACGGAUACGAACUCAAAAAGUUUCAAUUUUAG